Lachancea meyersii CBS 8951 is the source of this 1347-nucleotide messenger RNA. NCBI's taxonomy places the organism in Eukaryota, Fungi, Ascomycota, Saccharomycetes, Saccharomycetales, Saccharomycetaceae. The record is from the annotation of a GenBank genome assembly.
AUGCCUGUUUACACGGUAUCGAAUGUCCAGAAUUUAAGAAUAUGUGUGGUAAUGGUGGGAUUGCCAGCUAGAGGCAAAUCGUUCAUUUCGCAGAAGAUAGUCCGGUACCUCUCGUGGCUUUCUAUCAAAUCCAAAUGCUUCAACGUGGGCAAUUACAGGCGACAGGGAGCUCCGAGACCGAGUGCGGAGUUCUUCGAUGCUUCAAAUGAGGAGGCUUACAAAAUAAGGGAGCAGGCAGUAACACAGGCCGUUUACGACAUGAUGAACUGGUUUGCAGAUGAACAAGGUGUGGUGGCCAUUCUCGAUGCUACCAACUCGACUCGUCAGAGGCGUAAGUGGGUCUUGAAGCUUUGCAGGGAAAAUUCUAUCGAGCCCAUGUUUUUGGAAAGUUGGUGCGACGACAAAGAUCUGAUCCUUAGAAAUAUCGCUGACGUGAAAACCUCGUCACCGGAUUACAAGGGCAUGGAUCCUGAUGUGGCCAGUGCAGAUUUCCUGGAGAGAAUUGCAAAGUACGAGCAGGUAUACCAGACCUUAGACGCGGUCGAGGAUAGGGACCUCACCUUCGUGCGACUGAUCAAUAUUGCGCAACAGGUCAUCAUUAACAAAGUUGAGACCUACUUGGAGAGUAGGAUUGUCUUUUACGUUAUGAAUCUGCACAUAAAACCGCGGUACAUCUGGCUCUCGAGGCACGGAGAGUCGAUUUACAAUUUAGAGAAGAAAAUUGGAGGAGACUCUUCUCUCUCGCCGCGAGGACUUCAGUAUGCCGAAAAACUUCCAGAAUUUGUGCGUGAAUCUGCAGGUGAUCGCGAUCUCACUGUAUGGACGUCAACUUUGAUCAGAACGCAGGAGACUGCUCAACACCUACCGUACAAGCAACUGCAGUGGAAGGCUCUUGACGAGCUUGAUGCCGGUGUGUGCGACGGUAUGACUUACGAAGAAAUCGAGGAGACAUUCCCCGAGGAUUUUAAGGCGCGAGACGAGGACAAAUACGAGUACAGGUAUCGUGGCGGUGAGUCGUACCGUGACGUGGUAAUAAGACUCGAACCCAUCAUCAUGGAGCUCGAGCGUCAAGAAAAUAUUCUCAUUAUAACGCACCAGGCUGUCUUGAGAUGCAUUUACGCCUAUUUCAUGAAUGUUCCUCAAGAAGAGUCGCCUUGGAUGUCAAUUCCGCUCCAUACACUGAUCCGGCUCGAGCCUCGCGCCUACGCGACACACGUAACCAAAAUAAAGGCCGAUAUUCCUGCCGUGAGUACAUAUAAGGGCAAGGGAACCAGUCAAGUUGGCGAAAGUGACGCAAAUGAUAAGACAUCCGUGCAUGUGCUAACGAAUUUAGCUGACCAGAAAUAA